Messenger RNA from Kwoniella shivajii, 531 nucleotides. RefSeq names its product peptidyl-prolyl cis-trans isomerase-like 1. Gene Ontology annotation, molecular function: peptidyl-prolyl cis-trans isomerase activity. Lineage: Eukaryota; Fungi; Basidiomycota; Tremellomycetes; Tremellales; Cryptococcaceae. The record is from RefSeq and is a predicted model, not a curated record. The transcript is spliced from 5 exons. Gene Ontology annotation, biological process: protein folding; protein peptidyl-prolyl isomerization. Gene Ontology annotation, cellular component: catalytic step 2 spliceosome. The coding region runs from base 1 to 531 and encodes 176 amino acids.
AUGUCAAACCAAAAAGCAGAAUACGUUACAUUGGAUACUUCUGUAGGAUCAUUCACUGUGGAGUUAUACACUGCUCAUGCACCGAAGACAUGCAACAAUUUCUCCAAACUUGCAGAAAGAGGGUAUUAUAAUGGAGUGAUAUUUCAUCGAAUCAUACCUGGAUUCAUGAUUCAAGGUGGAGAUCCAACGGGAACAGGUAGAGGUGGAACUUCUAUAUAUGGAGACAAAUUCGCAGAUGAACUACAUCCCGAAUUGCGAUUCGUUGGUGCCGGUAUUUUAGCUAUGGCAAAUUCAGGUCCUAAUACAAAUGGUUCACAAUUCUUCAUUACAUGUGCACCAACACCUUUUUUAGAUGGUAAACAUACGAUAUUCGGUCGAGUUUCAUCAGGUAUGAAAACCAUUCAACGUCUAGAAGCCGUACGGACAGACUCAGAAGAUCGACCUGUAGAGGAUAUAAAAAUACAUAAAGCUAGAUUAGGUGAUGCUGCUCCUCUUUCGAGUGGGAUGGACGUGGCUAGAAUAGCAUUGUAA